AUGGAGAUCGGCUCAAAGAGGAAAUCUCCCCGUGCUCUCACGCAAAUCUCGGGCGCGAUUUCUGAUGCCAAAGCGGAGUAUAAAUGCAAGCGCAAAGAGCUUGCCACGGCUCUCAAGGCAGAAAUCAAAAGCGAGUUUCAAGAGCAAUUGAUUGCCGAAAACCCCCGACUGGUUAAAAUUUUAACUCGACAAUGGGAAACACAAAAGUGCAACCAAUCCAGACUGACCGAAAUGUACGAUACUGCCGAAGAACUUGCCCCCAAAGUAGCCAAACUGAUCGAAAUGAUUCGAGAUGCUGAGCAUCCGAUUGUUUACACUGGAGCAGGGAUUUCGACGUCGGCGAAUAUUCCUGACUAUCGCGGGACUGGUGGUGUUUAUUCAUCACUGGCAUCAGGGCAAGACAUAAAACAAUGCAAUCUGGUAACUGCCACUCCAACUCUUGGACACAUGGCGCUUUCCGGAUUGCUGAAAAGCGGAAUCUUCAAGUUUCUCCUUUCUCAAAACUGCGAUGGUCUUCAUCUCCGAAGCGGUGUUUCUCCCGAACAACUUUCAGAAAUUCAUGGAAAUAUGUUCAUGGAAAACUGCGAUGAAGGCCACUUCUUUUAUCGAACAUUCGAUGUGACAGAAAAGACGAAUGUAAAGCGCCAUAAAACCGGACGAAUGUGCCCAAAUGAAGACUGCGACGAAGAAUUGUACGAUGCGAUUGUGCAUUUUGGCGAAAUGAACCGAUUUGAUGUUCCCUAUCGUUGGGAAACUGCCGAAACUCACGCUGCUCAAACGGAUCUGAUUGUCUGCAUCGGAACAAGUCUCAAAGUCCUGAAAGCUUACAAAGUGCUCUGGCCGAAGAAAUGCAAGCUGGUGAUUAUCAACUUGCAGUGGACGCCGAAGGACAAGAAAGCGGACUUGCUGAUUCGAGGUCAGAGCGACCAAAUUCUCUGCGAAGUGGCCAAGGCCUUCGACAUUCCGAUCUCGCCGUAUUCGGAAAGUGAGGACCCGCUCAUCUCUCUUGCCACUGCCCUGAACGAAAACGAUCCCAAACCUUCGACUCCCUUUCUCAAUAUGGUAGAAAACAACGCUAAAUUUCCAGUCGAAAGCAACAACUUCAAGACCAAUUUCAAAGAGCAUUACACGCCCGGCUGGUACGGCAAAGGCAUGAAGAAAAACUAG
This is a messenger RNA of Oikopleura dioica, 1167 nucleotides long. The record is from the annotation of a GenBank genome assembly. Lineage: Eukaryota; Metazoa; Chordata; Appendicularia; Copelata; Oikopleuridae.